ACAUUCUUUUGUUGAACUGCUAUCAGGAAAAAUGUUUCAGCUAUAUUAACUCGGAUUAUUAGGGAGUAGAUGGAUACUAUUUCGGACAGAAGAAAGCUUGAAAUGGCUCGUACUACAGUUCUUUCAUGUUUGAUUUUUGUAAUUUUAAUUGCAAAAGGGUCCAAAGGUCAGUUCGAUUCAUCGAAAGAUAUAGAAGAUGCAAUGAACUUACUUCCGCCUCCUAUGGCCGUGGCCGUGAAACCAUUCCAGUCCGAAUUACUAACUCUUGCAAAAUCUGUAGCAGAAUGCAUCGAGGGCGAAGUGAAACAGUUUGACUUGUGCAAUUUCAAUGCAACGUACGAUCCAUUUGCUCUCCUGGAAAUAUGCACAAAAGGAACUGUAGCAAAUGAUAUUAUAACUUCCAUAGUGUCAAGUUUCCCUACCUUUAAGGCAGAUACAGGCAUACCACCGGUAGUGCCGAAAACACGAUGUUUUCUUCCUAGUCCUCCUGGUAUAGGAUCGACUCCUUUUUCAGCAAUCGGAAGCUAAUUGCUCUAAAAUUGAAUUGCACUUCGAAUUUGUUAUGUUUAGAUGAAGAAAAGAUUUCUGUAUUGCUCGAAUAAAAUUAUUAUCAUUCCUAA
Stegodyphus dumicola is the source of this 620-nucleotide messenger RNA. RefSeq lists its product as uncharacterized. The record is from RefSeq and is a predicted model, not a curated record. Lineage: Eukaryota; Metazoa; Arthropoda; Arachnida; Araneae; Eresidae.